AUGCCCCCGCCCAUGAACAAUGAUGCGGUGGCCGAAUUUCUUGGGGAAACACUCUCCAAGGCUCAAAACCUUACAGUCCAGCCCGUGCAAAACACGGCCGUAUUGGGUGAAAGGGGCACCCUUGCUGGACCGUUCGCGAUGGAAUACAUUUUCACGCCUAAGACAACUGAUGACGGAAAGCUGGUUCUUGAGUCAUGGGAGUUUGUUGAUUUAUUGACCGCCACUCAGACGUCAAAGAGCGGCAAGGAGUAG
This is a messenger RNA of Clonostachys byssicola, 252 nucleotides long. NCBI's taxonomy places the organism in Eukaryota, Fungi, Ascomycota, Sordariomycetes, Hypocreales, Bionectriaceae. The record is from the annotation of a GenBank genome assembly.